AUGAAAUAUUAUUAUCAAUUUAAAGCUAUCAUAUCAGGAGCAAAAGCAGUUGGUAAAAAAACAAUCCUUAAAUCAUUGGACUCUUCAACUGAUCUUAAAACUGUUUAAUUACAUGAUAAAAUGCAAGAAACACUAUUUAUCUAUGAAUUCUAAAAAGAUGAAUCCUACAUUCCAGAUGCACUUUGCUUUCUGAUAGUGUGUGACUAAUCAUCGUAAUCAAUCCAAUAUGCCAAAUCAAAGUACAUAUUUUCAUCUAUUUUCAUAGAAUUCAAAUAGUACUUAAAUAACUGAAUCGUUCCUAUUAAUUUAUUGUUCUCAUCAACAACAAAGUAGAUUCCCAAUUAUCACUUUAAGACGAAUUAGAAAAUUAUUGCGCUUAAAAUCAAAUAAAUUUCAUAGCAACAAGUGCUAAAUUUGGAACCAACGUUGUGCUACUCUAAAAUCUUCUUAGAAUCAAGGCUCAAUUGAUAAUGAAAAAAUGUUAAAUCCAACCAUUUCCUCUAGAAUCUAAUAGAGAAAAAGAAUUUGAAACCAUCGAUCACCAAAUUAAAUAAGCCACCCAGAACAGACCACUACCAUAAACACCCUAAUCCUCAGGAAACAAAGAAAACUAAUCAGAUUAUAAGAGCAUCAAGAGUGAAACCGUAGAGAGUUUUAGAGCAUUUGAAUUAAUCCAAGAUAAAUCAACGUAGCAUAAUGAUACCAUAAAUAUUCUCACAUAAAGCACUUCAUACUAAAAUUGCCAAAUACAAAAUUCACAAGUCCUACCAAGCACAAAAAGAGCGUAUCUUGAUUUAAACACCAAUUGUCGAUUGAGAUCAUCUUCACCUAUAUCAAAGAUACUAAUAUGUUUAUAAAUUGAAUUGAAUGAGUAAUUAAAAUAGAAUUAUGAUAGUUAGAUAUUCAAAGUGGAUGUCUAUUUUGAUGAUUCCUAUCCCCUGAUUGUUGAGAGAAUUUGCUCCACUAUGCAGAAGAAGGUUAAGCAAACUGCCAAAAAAUAAUUGAUGUCCAUUAUUGAAACACAUGUCACUUCCUUUAUACAAAGGCUGAAUCAAUAAUUCUAAGAAAAGAGAUGUAAAAUAUCAAUAUAAAUAAUUGAAGAUUUGAGAGUUAAAGAUUGCUACGAGAAGUUUAUCUCCAUACACAAUCAACAAAUAUAGUAGAGACCAGUUAUUGGAAUAAUAGCCCUGUUAAUUUAAUCUUAGAUAAUUAAAAUUUAAGUGCAUGAAAGCGACGAACCCUAUGAUUUAGCAUUCAAUUCAAUAGUCUAACACAAACUGAAAAAGAGUUGCAUUAGUGCUUUAGUCUAAAAAAUCAAGUUCUUAUAAACUCAAAAGAAUGUCGUGAUAUUGGGAUUCUUUGAUAUUACUCCUCAUGAAUUCAUUGUGUACAAAGGAGAAGACAUUUAGAAGUAAUGUAUCGGUUUUAUCUAUUUAGAAAGUUAUUUCAAUUCUUCAUGCAAUUCAAAUUGGACUAUGAAUAUUAUAGGCUACUCUCAUAAAUAUAAUGA
Paramecium octaurelia is the source of this 1510-nucleotide messenger RNA. The record is from the annotation of a GenBank genome assembly. Lineage: Eukaryota; Ciliophora; Oligohymenophorea; Peniculida; Parameciidae.